Emericellopsis cladophorae is the source of this 534-nucleotide messenger RNA. RefSeq lists its product as uncharacterized. The record is from RefSeq and is a predicted model, not a curated record. NCBI's taxonomy places the organism in Eukaryota, Fungi, Ascomycota, Sordariomycetes, Hypocreales, Bionectriaceae. Gene Ontology annotation, molecular function: carbon-sulfur lyase activity. The transcript is spliced from 2 exons. The coding region runs from base 1 to 534 and encodes 177 amino acids.
AUGGUUCCCAACGAAAUCCCCUCCUGGGCGACGAAAGCCCCCUACGCACCACCAGCCAACGACUUUGACAUCAAACUCCAAGGAAGCUGUCACUGUGGUCAUGUGAAAUACAAUCUGAGCAGGGACAAGCCGCUGGCAUCCAAGUUCUGCCAUUGCAACGACUGCAAGAUCAUUCAUGGUGCUCCUUUCCAAUGGGCUACGGUUUUUCACAAGGAGGAUCUUUCGUUUCCCAACCUCGAUACCGAGUCUUUGAAAUUUUACAACUCGUCUUUCCACGAGGAAGGCGAAGGCAAGGUUCAGCUCCCCCACAAGGUCGCCUGCAAACACUGUGGAACCUGGCUAUUCGACGAGGGUAGGAACAUGAUCCUCCUGUUCCCGACCACAGUCCAGUUCAAGAGCACCGCGGCGAGAAGGAAGUUUGACGUGCAAAUGCACUUGUUCUAUGGCAACAGGGAGUGUGAUAUCCCAGACGGGACACCCAAGUGGAGUGGGCUGGACGAGAAGAGUGAUUUGAUGGACGAGAGACAGCGUUGA